Molecule: messenger RNA, 756 nt
Organism: Trichoderma aggressivum f. europaeum
Lineage: Eukaryota; Fungi; Ascomycota; Sordariomycetes; Hypocreales; Hypocreaceae
Exons: 3
Coding region: 1-756 (251 amino acids)
Source: RefSeq, a predicted model, not a curated record
AUGAUUGCACAGCACCAAACACACACGACCAAAGACAAAGGACGCAGAUUCUCAAAUCUCGAACCAGAUGAAAUCCGACAAGAGAUUGAGCCCAAUUUCGACCCGCUCAUCCCCCGUGUGGCCCAGCAGGCACUCACUCGGUCGGCGGCCACGGCCAACGGCGAGAACCCAUUCUCCAUGCAGUCGGCAUUCAACACGUAUUCCCUCAUCUCAGCACCGAUAGAGUUCACGGCAAACGAUGGCAACUGCAGCUUCAGGUCCUCCGAGGCGAUGAGCUCGUCCGCUUCGACGGACCAUCUCAGCGUUGGCGCGGGCGUCGGGUUUGAUACGCCUUGUCUCGAGGGCAGCGUCUCCGUCCACUAUGACCAAGACGUCAUGGAGAACAGGGACUCGAACAAGGGGUCGGUCACCACGAGCUAUCGCGCCGGCACGGUGGCAUUGAUGCGUCCUCCAGAGCUUUCACCAGAUGCAUUUGACGUGUUCACAGAUGCGAGCUCCCGCAGCGAGUCGGAAAGAAAGAGGGUGAAUAUCGACGUGGAAACCUGGCUCGGCGACUACCAUGAGGAGACGUCAACGAGUUCGUCGAGCACAGAGCACUCAACCGUGGUGCAUGUGAGUGCCCACUCGACGAUUGAGCAAGCUCUCAUCUCGCAGGCGGUGCAGAUGGGCACACCCGAAUUCAGGGCCGCAACCGAGAAAGGCAGAGCCAUCUCGCAACGCGCUGGGGGCUGGAGGACUCUGUUGCCAGAACUCUGA